AUGAGAGAGAGGCAGCGCUUACAGAUUGCAGUUGCAGCUGUUGAAGAUGAUGAUGUUGGAAUGGAGAAGAAGAACGAGAGGAAGCGGUUGGUGAGAGGCAGGGAUUGGAGUAGAGAAGACGACCCAUUUCGUGCUCUCUCUCUCUCUUCGUCGUCUCUGAAGACGCAGGGUUUUGGUUGGUUAAAUGUCGGGUUUGGCCUUUGGAUUAAGCCGAAUGAAGUUUUAAUAAUACUGGCGUGGUUUUAA
Molecule: messenger RNA, 246 nt
Organism: Prunus armeniaca (apricot)
Lineage: Eukaryota; Viridiplantae; Streptophyta; Magnoliopsida; Rosales; Rosaceae
Source: the annotation of a GenBank genome assembly